Dermacentor silvarum is the source of this 1244-nucleotide messenger RNA. RefSeq lists its product as uncharacterized. The transcript has 2 exons. The coding region runs from base 201 to 941 and encodes 246 amino acids. The record is from RefSeq and is a predicted model, not a curated record. Lineage: Eukaryota; Metazoa; Arthropoda; Arachnida; Ixodida; Ixodidae.
CCCGCUGUGCCUCGUGGUGCGCGCAAAUCACGGUGCUCGGCGAGGGAGUGUGUAGGAGGAGUGCAUAACGUCCCCAUUACGCGCGGGUAUAUACCCGAGCAUUCGUGGUCAGCGCUCGCAAAAUUAGCAGAUCCUCGCCUCCGGUGAGGGGUUUGCUCUGGUGCCGAUACAUCGGUCCGUCGGUCAAAAAAGGGAGAAACAUGAAGACUCUGCUGUCUCUCUUCACGGCCUACCUGGCAAUCACUGUUUCCAAGGCCAACUAUGGCUACGGAAACAUGUACAAUGGCAUCGGCAGCUACGGCGGAUUCGGCAACAAUGGUUUGUACAGUGGCUUCAGCAACCCAGGCUUGUAUGGCGGCUCCAACGGCUUAGGCUUAUACAACUCGUACAACCAAGGCUUGUAUGGUGGCCUCAGCGGCUACGGAAACUUUGAUUUUUAUGGUGGAUCCGGCUAUCCGGGCUUGUACGGUGGAUCCGGUGGCCUUGGUAACUACGGCAUGUAUGGUGGAUCCGGCUAUCCAGGCUUGUACGGCGGAUCCGGUGGCCUAGGAAACUACGGCAUGUAUGGUGGAUCCGGCUAUCCAGGCUUGUACGGUGGAUCCGGUGGCCUAGGAAACUACGGCAUGUAUGGUGGAUCCGGAUAUCCAGGCUUGUACGGCGGAUCCGGUGGCCUAGGUAACUACGGCAUGUAUGGUGGAUCCGGCUAUCCAGGCUUGUACGGUGGAUCCGGUGGCCUGGGUAACUACGGCAUGUAUGGUGGAUCCGGCUAUCCAGGCUUGUACGGUGGAUCCGGUGGCCUGGGUAACUACGGCAUGUAUGGUGGAUCCGGCUAUCCAGGCUUGUACGGCGGAUCCGGUGGCCUGGGUAACUACGGCAUGUAUGGUGGAUCCGGCUAUCCAGGCUUGUACGGUGGAGGUGGAUACCCCGGUGUCCCUGUGUAAGCGUUGUGACAGGUGUUUACGCCGCUCCCAGCACGUACAUGGCUGCUUCGGUGUUGGUGCCCACGUUAAUACCUACGGACAGCCACGUGCAGUUACAAGAAAGUGCGCGAAGCUUCAGCCUUGUUUAUUAAAUGUAAGUUACCUUGGAAAAUGUAUCGUUGCGUAUUCCAGGCCGGAAAAAUGUAACGAACCUAUUUCUGCGUUUUCGUACUUCGUUAAUCGUCCGUGCAGCGCUCGCUCGCGUUAUCACUAAUAUUAGUUGAUAGAGUGAACUAUGGAUCAAAAUAGUAGAAUAAAAUUGAG